This is a messenger RNA of Lathyrus sativus (Indian pea), 723 nucleotides long. NCBI's taxonomy places the organism in Eukaryota, Viridiplantae, Streptophyta, Magnoliopsida, Fabales, Fabaceae. The record is from the annotation of a GenBank genome assembly.
AUGGGUAUGGCUGCAACAGAAUCACAGUUUCAUGUUUUGGCUGUUGAUGAUAGUAUCAUAGAUAGAAAACUCAUUGAAAGACUCCUCAAAACCUCUUCUUAUCAAGUUACUACAGUUGAUUCUGGUAGCAAGGCUUUAGAGUUCUUAGGUCUAUGUGAACAUGAUCAGAACCAUCACACUAACCCAAAUACACCACCUGUCUUUCCUAACAAUCAUCAGGAAGUGGAAGUUAAUCUUGUUAUAACAGAUUAUUGUAUGCCGGGCAUGACAGGCUAUGAUUUGCUUAAGAAAAUCAAGGAAUCAUCUUCAUUGAGAAACAUACCAGUAGUGAUUAUGUCAUCUGAAAAUGUGCCUUCAAGGAUUAAUAGAUGCUUAGAGGAAGGAGCAGAAGAAUUUUUCUUGAAGCCUGUGAGGCUAUCAGAUUUGAAUAGGCUUAAACCUCACAUGAAGAAAAACAAAUUGAAAGAUCCAAGAAAUGAAACAGAAGAAAAGAUUGAAAACUCAGAAAUUCUUCUGCAACAAGAAGCACCAAAAUCUCAAUAUUCACGUUCAGAAUCAGAAUCUGAAUCACAGUUACAAGCACAUUCAACUAUUGAUCAACAGCAACAAUCACUACAACAAAACAAUAAUAAUAACAAGAGAAAGAGUAUGGAACAACAAGGACUUUCUUCUGAGACUGAUAGAACAAGACAAAGAUACAGUGGCAUAGCUACUGUUGUAUGA